Eutrema salsugineum is the source of this 1512-nucleotide messenger RNA. RefSeq names its product pentatricopeptide repeat-containing protein At1g64100-like. NCBI's taxonomy places the organism in Eukaryota, Viridiplantae, Streptophyta, Magnoliopsida, Brassicales, Brassicaceae. Gene Ontology annotation, molecular function: protein binding. The record is from RefSeq and is a predicted model, not a curated record.
AUGUUGGCUAGGGUUUGGAGAUGGAGAUCGGAAUCUUCUGCCGCUAGAUUGAUCAGCACGAGAUGGAUUCAUCAACGUCGCGUCGCCGAGAAAGGUACAAGUAGAAAGCGUCUUCAUUUGUUAGUCCAUUGCAGAGAUGGCGAAGUAACUUUUGGAGGAGAGAGUUUGAAAUUGGGAAGUGGGUUUCAUUAUAUCGAAAGCUUAGAUGGCGAUGAAAUGGUUCGAUCUCGUCCCUUCCCUUCUGCAAUUGAUUUCAACAAAGUAAUGGGUGUCCUCCUGAAGAUGAAUCGACCCGACGUUGUGAUUUCUCUCUAUCGGAAGAUGGAAAUGCGGCGGAUUCCAUUUGACAUCUACAGCUAACUUCUGAUAAAAUGUUUCUGCAGCUACUCCAAGCUUUCCUUUGCUUUGUCUACGUUUGGAAAACUCACCAAACUUGGUUUCCAGCCUGAUGUCGUUACGUUUAACACGCUGCUCCACGGGUUAUGUCUCGAAGAUAGGAUCUCUGAAGCCUUAGCGUUAUUUGAUCUAAUGCUUGAAACAGGAUAUGCACUCGAUGUCAUAACGUUCAACACAGUGGUGAAUGGUCUUUGCCGCGGUGGUCGAAUGCUCGAAGCAGUAGCUCUGGUUGAUAGGAUGGUAGAACAUGGUCAUCAACCUGACGUUGUGACUUAUGGAACAAUUGUGAACGGGUUGUGUAAGAUGGGCGACACUGUCUCAGCAUUGAAUCUGCUUAGGAAGAUGGAGAAAAGCCGCAUCAAACCCCAUGUUUUCAUCUAUAGUGCCAUCAUUGAUCGUCUUUGCAAAGAUGGACGUCACAUUGAUGCUGAAAAUCUUUUCAACGAAAUGCGCGAGAAAGAAAUUUAUCCCAAUAUAGUUACCUACAGUUGUAUGAUAGAUGCUUUUUGCAAUUGUGGUAAAUGGAUUGAUGCCGAACGAUUGUUGCGUGAAAUGAUUGAAAGGAAAAUCGACCCUGAUGUUGUGACCUUCAGUGCAUUGAUCAAUGCAUUUGUCAAAGAAGGGAAGUUCUCUGAGGCUGAAGAUUUAUACGAGGAGAUGAUCCGCAGAUGUAUAGUCCCUAAUACUGUCACCUAUAACUCAAUGAUGGAUGGAUUUUGCAAGCAGAACCGUCGAGAUGAGGCAAAACAGAUGUUUGAUUCGAUGGAUAGCAAGGGCUGCUCUCCAAACGCAGUGAAUUUUACUACACUCAUAGACGGAUUCUGCAAGGCAAGAAGAGUUGAUGAUGGAAUGGAUCUUCUCCAUGAGAUGUAUCAAAGAGGAAUUGUUGCAGAUACAGUUACUUACAACACUCUAAUUCACGGGUUCUUUCAAGUGGGUGAUCUUAAUGGUGCCCUAGACAUUUUCCAGGAGAUGAUUUCUAGUGGUGUGUGUCCUGAUACCAUCACUUUCAACGGCAUGCUAGCCGGUUUAUGUAGUGAGAAGAAUCUACGAGAGGCAUUGGCAAUGUUGGAGGAUCUGCAAAAGAGUGUGGAUCAUCAAUUGGAGGAUGAAUGA